Macrobrachium nipponense is the source of this 9269-nucleotide messenger RNA. Its product is annotated as alpha-protein kinase 1-like. The transcript is spliced from 7 exons. The record is from RefSeq and is a predicted model, not a curated record. NCBI's taxonomy places the organism in Eukaryota, Metazoa, Arthropoda, Malacostraca, Decapoda, Palaemonidae. The coding region runs from base 16 to 4368 and encodes 1450 amino acids. Gene Ontology annotation, molecular function: nucleic acid binding.
GGAGAGAGGAACUACAUGCGGCUCUCCUCUCCCCCCAAAAAACCCCAGACGCGAGCUUUAUAUAUAAGUGUUGCAUGUCACCCCCACCCCCUCCUUCCCCCCGUUCUCCGUCUUCGUCUCGUAUACGAAAAGGCGCUGCUUUUCCCGGCGGUGAAUCCGCGCCGGCGCUACCUCAUCCACAACACGGUGCAGGAGCACUUCCCCCAGCUCACUACUCUGAGCGUCGGCCAGGGGGACCAGAGGCGCACCGCCGUCACCUUCAGGAAGAACUGCAAGAGAGAGACCGACGACGGCGGCGUCGCCGACGCUAAACCUCCUUCCUCCUCCUCCUCCUCCCCCUCCUCCUCAGGUAGCAACAGUAACAACAGAUCGUCGACGACGACGACGACGACAUCAUGCCCCAAGGGCGACGCCACCAAGCUAGAAGAGCGUAGCAUCAGCAGCCACCCGCUUUCCCCUCCUCCUCCUCCUAGCGGUCACAACCAGUCUCAGGGCCAGUCUCAGGGGCAUCAGCAGCAUUCGAAGCUACAACAACAACAACAGUCCAACAGCAGCAGCAGCAAUACCUCCUUCACAACAACCGCCGCCCAACAGCAUCAUCAGCAGCCACUGCCGAAGAAGCAGGAGGAGAAGGGCCCAGCAGGAGCAGCAGCAGACAGACCCGUCAGAGAAGGCAGGAGGCCCGAGCAGCUGCUCUACUCGCCACAGAGACAGGGCUCCCUGCAGAAAAUAGACGUCGUCAGGAGAGAGGCUCUUCAGAAUAGCAGCAAUACCAGGCAGCAGCAGCAGCAGCUGCAGAAGCAGAGGAGUCAAGACCAGCAGCAGCAGCAGCAGCAGCAACAGAAGCAGCAGCAGAGACAGCACCAGCACCAGCAGCAGCCUCACUCUCCAGCAGCUGUGACAAGCGGCACCAACAGACCUCAGGAGAGCAGAGCCGACAGGCUUGAAUCGGCCGAACUCGUGAGGCAACAGCAGCUGAAGCAACAGCAGCAGCAGCAGCAACAACAACAGCAACAGCAGAAGAGGCAGAGGAAGCACCGAAGCCGCAGCUGCAAUUCCGACACCCGGAGCAGCAGCAGCGUCGCGGAAGGUUCCGGGACACCGGGCGACCGGCUACUCGCCGUCGUCGCACAGCAGGAGGAUGACCUCAUGAGGGACAGCGGCGCCGAGGACUCGCAGCAUUGCAACAGCAGCAGCAGCAGCAGCAGCAGGAAAAGGAGGAACAGGAGGAACCGCCGACCAGAAGGCGGGGGAAGUGUGACCACCGAGAGGUUCCCCCCCUCCGCCAUCAAAGGCGCCGUCGUUGGCGAACCAGUGCACAAUAAUAUCCCCCAGAAUACCCCAAAUAGUGUCCCCAACAAAAGUGUCAGUGGCAGUCAUCAGCAGCAGUGUCUCGAUGCCUUAAGGGGAGACGACCUCCAAAAGAGUGUAGUAGUAGGAUCCAAUAGUCACGUUUCAGGAGACGCGGACAGUGAUCACAGACGAGGCAGUGCCGUCGUUCAGGGAUCGAGUGAAGUCGCUCCUAACAGUGCCAGUGUCAGUAGUGCCACGGGGCAGCAUCAGCAGCAGCACCCGGCCGCCAAUAACAGGAGGAAGUACAUGAAGUCUUACGAAGAGGAGGACGACUGGAGGGACGUCUGUGGCACCAACACCAGACGGGGCAGUGCAAGAUCACCAGCAUCCAGCAGAAGAGAGAGCGAGUCGUCUUCUCCGUGUGAGACAUUUGCCAAAAACAGCCCAGAAAGGAUGCCGGUCACAGUCCCAUCAACCUCUGAGCACGGAAACAAUCGUCGUCGUGCUAAGGCACCUGCUCAGAUAUACAGACCCCCACCAGCUAGAAGUAAUAGAGAAGCAGCCCAACAGACCCAACAACAGAUGCAACCUCAUCAGCCUUUAUUCUCACAGCCAUACCAGCCCAAACCAAACUUCUCACAGUCUCCAUAUCACCCUCAGAAUCAACACAGCCCUAAUUAUCAUACACAGAGUGUUUAUUCCUCACAGCACAACCAACAUCAACAAGACUUCCAUCAUUACAAUUCCUUCCCCAACAGACAAAGAACAGAUAGUGAAAGCAGCACUGCCACAACCUCAGGUGAUUACCAGAACAACAAAGGGAAGGGCCGUCGACCAGACCAAGUGCUCUAUGUCCCUCGUGGGAGACGUCAUGUCCCUGACCCAGCAUCUGCAAGGGGAACUCCUACGCCUGUGUUGGAUUAUGAGAGCAAUGGCAGACCCCCUUCUCCUGCUUAUUCCAUUUGUUCUGUAGCAUCAGAGUACAGUGGAAGGAAUCGUUAUAAUAAACAGGGAAGUCGCCAGGGCAGUCAGAUUUCCAUAUAUGAGGGGGAAACAGACAGACUCCAUGGUAAACCACCUUUGUCUAGAGAUUUUAGCAGAGAAUCUACUCCUGGCUAUGGCCGACAGAAGAGUGGCGCAUUAUUCAGUUCUCAAACUCUGCAGCUAAUUGAAAGAUGUUUGAAUCAGGAUGCAGAGCACAGAUAUAAUGAAUAUUCUAAUGGUGAAUCAGAUGUUCAUGGUUCCCCAUCACCUAAAAACAAGCUUGGCAGUGGAAGGCCCAUGAAAAGCCCCACUCCCACAAGAGAUAUUCACAGCAUACACAGCAAAGAAAAUGUCAUACAUCCCGUUGACCCAAGUCCACGUUCAAGGAGGAGUCGAAAGAAUCGCAGAAGAAACUCCCGAAGCAGAGAUGCAAGCACUGAGCAGUACAAAGAUGGUCAAGUAAAGGGGAGUGCCAAUCACAAUGGAGAACACAGUAGUCCAGGAGAAAGAGGCAUGGGUAGUUGUGAGAGAAUAUUUUACAAUAGUAAUUUCAAUUCUAGUCAAGAGAGGUAUGACAGAGGAUACGACAAUUAUGAUAGAUACAGUAGUAUAAACAGUAGCAGAGCCAGCAGUCGGAAUUCCAGUAGAGAGCGUACUCCCCAAUAUAGCCCCCAGCACAACUGGAGGGUGGGUUCAAAUCCCCCAAGCCCAACAAAAGGCCCAGUUGUAUUUUAUCAAAGCAGACACUCGUCUGGAAAGCCACCUUCUGGUAGGCUAGGGUCACUGCCGAAUGUUGCUCUUGAUUUUGGAGAGAGCCCCAAAAGAAUUUCAAACUACAAUGAGGAAAAUCAGAGGUAUCACACAUUACCCAUCAAAAGUAAAACUCCUGUAAGAAGUAACUCACUACAAACAGAUGAUAAAAACAGAAUUGAAUGCACCAGCGGCUGUAUCACAUCUGAACGGAUAAAUACAAACGCUGGUGAACCUAGGAUUGAUCUCACAUACCAAAAUGACAAGUCGGUUGAAAGUCUCAAGGAGGAAAUGACGAAAAACCUCAUAAAUACAUCAAGUAAUUCUGCUCAUAAUGAGUCCUGGAAGAGUGAGGUAGGUCACAAUAAAGAAAAUGAAUAUACUGGAAAGGAAAUUGUGGAAAAAAUGGAUGAUUUCGCAACGGAAUCCAUCAUUUCCAAAGAGGUUUUGUUGUCAGAGUCAGCAGAGGAUUCUAAAAUUGAUAGUGAGAAGGAACCCAAAGAUGAUGUAAUGAACAAGUCCGUUGAUGCUGUUACAAGUGGAACAGCAUCUGAGGAGGAUGCUUUUGAAAUGGAAGCAGAGGCUUCCCUGACGGAAUCUGCCAAGGAUUCAACGGAGGAAGUGACUUCAUCUGACAAUGACAUUAAAGAUAGCAAUCUGGAGAGCAUAAGUGAGGUUAAUGACAGUGAAAAUACAAAUAUCAAGAAGUUCCAGUUUAAUUGGGCUGAUGAGGUCGAAGAUUCCUGGGACAGUUUGUAUGAUGACAAUGGCGAGUGCCUAAACUCUGAAAUCAAACGUCAGCUGAGCGAUUCCCUUGGCAAAAUCAAGCUUGAAAAGCCAGCAAAUGAUUAUUAUUCCUUUCAGCCAAAGGAACCUGAAAUCAAUGAAGAGGAGUAUGGCCAUGUCAUUGAAAUCUACGACUUUCCAGUAUCCUUCAAGACUCAAGACCUCAUGAUGGUCUUUAGCAGUUUCCAUAACACAGGUUUUGACAUCAAGUGGGUGGAUGACACCCAUGCCCUUGGAAUCUUUGCCACAGCUUUGAUUGCUGCUGAAGCCUUGAGCAUUGAUCAUCCUUUCUUGAAGACUCGUUCCUUGGCACAAGCCACAAAGUCUUCCAAGGCCAAAGCAUUGCGAAUUACAGAAGCCCUCUUGCCUUACAAACCGAGACCAGCAACGUCUGCCUCCUUGGCCCGUCGCUUAGUUUCGGGAGCCCUUGGUCUGAAGGUGAACAUAUCGAGGGAAGUACGUGAGGCAGAGAAACAGAAAUUGAAGGAUGCUAAAGCUCAGAAGAGAUUAGCAGCCAAGCAGCGUGCAGAUGCGUGGGAAGGCACCCUGAGUUGAGCAUGUGAAAAGCUUAACGUCCCCUUCAGUGGCAAGAUUGAUGAAACAUACUGCCAACACCAUCUAGUUGCAAGAGGUGUUGGAGUCCUCUGAAUCAGGCGGGUGGACAUUCAUGCACUUCGGUUUUUCAGCAAGUUGACAGUUCCUGUUGGCUGAGAAGAGUCAUAAACUAUAUUCCCUUUUUUCAUCAGUGUUUUCAGGUACAAAACAGGGAUUUAGGCUCAAGAAAGUGAAUGACAGUGUCGGUUCUAAUGAUUGCUACAGAUCUUAGGAAGGCUUGAUAAGAAGUCUUACAUUUGUGCGCUAGUUUUAAUCAGAAGCAUUGGUUCUGUAUUUCAAUUCAAUUGGAAUUUUAUUCUAAUAUACAUCCAACUUACAAAGUUUGAUGAUUGCUGUUUCUCUGUUUUAUUCUGAAAUUUCUUUGACACACUGACCUCUCUCUCUGCCGACGUGUCUGUCAUGAAUCUUGUGAUACCCAAGCCUGGUUUUAUUCCCUGGCUUUCUAAUCUGGGAGGCUUUUAGGUUUCAUGUAUUUCAUAGUUGUUGGAUUGGAUGCAGUUUAGAUUCAUAGAAGGCGAGUAACUUGGUGUCGAAAAAUGUUGUGCAGCUUGCUAUGUUGGAAAAUAUAUGGAUGAUGUUAGAAUUCUAAUGAGUUAAUUAUCUCUUAAACAGCAUAAAUAAGAGAUAGUGAUUGCAACCUCUCCAGGGCGCAUAGAUGCCAUAAAUUUAGGAAAUGCUUUAUUUAUUUAUUUUUUUUUUAAAGAAUCCAAGCUGUGUUUGGCACUUAGCCGUGUGGAACUAAAUUUCAUAUAUAUUUUAGACAUUUCAAAUGACUAUUUAAGCUGAGUUAUUCAGUAGUUAUAUUUUUUAAAGUAACUAUAGAAAUAAAUAUCUGUAGAUAACUGAGAGGAGGCAGUGAAAUUUACAAUUGAAUAUAUAUUUUCAUCAAGAUUCUUUAUGCUUUAACUGUAUCGGUACCCCUUACCUGAAUUUAUGUACUGUACUGAUAAAAUAUUUGACUAAAGCUGAAUAUUGAGCGCAGCAGAAGUACUGAAAUGCCAUAGGUUGUUACAACACUGAAUAUAUAUUUUGUGCACUGUUGUCGCUGUAGUUAUGUGCAGAUUGCUGACUGGGUUUCUCUGCUUCAGAAUAAUCCCAAAGCCUUAGUUUCAUGGAUAGCAUCUGGUACCUGGAAUUAGAUACGUAUUUCACAAAUCCAAAAUUCUGUCCAGUCUUUAUGGUUAAUGCCAAGGUUGUAGUACCUAAUUACAGAAGGAUAGUACAUUUGCAACUGUUCAUUAGUAGACAAUUGUUGUAAAUGAUGCAACUCUUCAUUAGUAGACAAUUGUUGUAAAUGAGACAGACUGGGAAGUAGAUAUUUGAAUAUUUUACCUUGAAAAUUAAAUGUCACAAGUGUUGGUACAAAUAUCUUGCUGAAUUUGUUGCUUACAUUUUUAGUAUGAAGUCUUUUUCCACGUUGCUUGAUAACCCUGCGGUUAGCGUUUACUUCUGGGUGUCGUCAUAAAAUCUUCAUUCCUCUCAGUUGUCUUAGAUACUUUAGUUAAGACUUGUUUGAUCUUGCACCUAAAAAGAUGAUAUUCAAAGGCUAUUAAAAUAUUUUUUACAAAUUUCAUUUUGAAAACAAGAAGAGUAACAAUUUCCUUUUAAUUAAGCAUUCAAGAUGAAAUACUAGCAAUUAUAGUUGCCAUAACAAUCAGCUUCCUAACAUGAUGUAUCAUUCCUGAAACCUUUUGAUGCUGACGUCUUCUUUUGAUUAUCUUGGUUAACAAAAUUUCAUAAGUCCAUAAUUUAAUAAAAUCUAAACUUCAUAAGACAAAUCAUUUAUGCCAGAAACAUAAAUCAAAUAUAUUAGCUCACUGGUCUUAUUAAUCUACAUAUUGAUCAUGAGGAUAAGCUACUACAAUUUCACCUGGGAAAAUCCAUUCGUGUAUUCUUUCACUCACCCAAGCAUCUCUGAAAUCGUUAUUGUCGUCCUACCGAAAACAUCAAUUUUGGUCAGACAUUACACUUCGGCCUUGCAAAAGAAAUUCAAAAUCAAUAUGGUUUUCAUUUCAUAAUCUUUAAAUGUUUGUACCCUUGUUUGUACAUCACUGGCACUCAUUGCAAACAGAAAAUGAAAUGGAAAAACUUCAACGGAAAAACUUCAACAGUAUGAUUUUGUAAAAGGCAAUUGCAGAGCUCAGAUUUUUCAAUGAAAACAUCCUGUACAGCAGUGUAUGGAGCAUAAAAAUCCCUUUCUAAUGGUUUGAUUGGUUACAAGAAAACAUUUUGAUAGUUAAGCAAAAUGUAAAAAAGUUAAUUGAAAGUACUGUAUUCAUGAAUGAAGAAUGUUAAUAUUAUAAUGGUUUUCAAGUAAAUUUGGUGUAAAUACGGCAGUGCUACAGAAGAAUGCUAUAUCAUCCUAUACUCUAAUGCCUACCAAAUUUUAUUAAAUAUAAUAUAUCUGGGUGGAAUUUACUGGGUGAAAUCCGAGUGAAAAUUUCUGUUCAUUGAUUUAGCAGGGAAAACAAGGAAAACUUAAAUUUGAGUUUUGGUGAAAAUACUUUGCAAUAAAAUGAAUGAAUCACAAUAAUAAUUUUUUUUAAAGCAUCCAUUCCACACUGGCAGUGAAUAAAGGUUGUAUAUGGUUGAUAGUAACUAAGUACCUAGUGUGUUCCCUUAAAAAAUUGUCUAAUUAAGUCAUCAAAUUAAUAACUAAACAUCUUUAUAUCAUGCAAUAGUUUUCUGGCUGAUAACCCUACUAUGGUAAUUUAGUUCUUCUUAGAUUUCAGUAAAACUUCCAUGUUUCUCACAGACUUAUUUUAUUGUAUUAAAUUUCUGUAAACAAAGCUUUACCAUCAUCUAAAUUUUGGUGGGUGAAUGUAUGAAUAGCUUUACCAUCAUAGUAAACUGGUAAAGUUUUGGUGUUUUAUGUUACUUGAAACUGAAGUAUUGAAUGGAUUUAAUUAUUUUAUGUUCAGUAUCCAUUCUGCAUGAAUUGCUGCAGUUGGAUGGGUCACCUUAAAAGUUUGUUCACUUCUUAAAGUACCAUAACUUUAUGAAUUACAGGACAGGAGUAUUUAAGGUUAUGAUCGCACUUUAAAGUAUAGUUUUAUAUGUAAUGUAUAUAUACAGUAAUGGAAAAGAAAGUACAAUAUCUUUUUCUGUAUCUAGUUAGAUAUGAAGUCACUUUUGAAAUAUUCAUGACAGUGAAUCACAAACUUGAAUGUGUCGACAGCUUGCUACUUUUGAACUAUUACAAAAUGAAAAUGCUGUACUGAAAUGCACCUGCAAACUCAGGGCCCUGUUACUGUAGUGUGUCUUUCCUAGUUUUUUCAAUUUUUUCAAUUUUUUUUUUUUUUGCCUAAUUAAUAAUGUACUGUAUAUUGAAUUUACAAAUGUUUAACAGACCUGUUGGAUAAAAUUGUUUAUAAUGACAUAUAUAUACCUUAAGUGAUUUUUAUUCCCACUUGAAUUACGUUCUGAAGUUUGUAAAUAGUAAAAGUUGUACAUACAGAAGGUAUCUUAUUGUAAUAAUGGCAUUUACUGUAUUGUUUAAAAAAAAAAGUAAGUUUGCCUAUGUUGAUGAUGACCACACUGGUAUUUAUACCAUAUUUAUAAAGCAUGAUGAAAGUCAUGGCAAGUUUGAUUGUUUGUAGAACUUCCUAGUUGGAAAGUGUAAUAACCCAAACUUAAUAUGUAUCCCAUUGAUUGUGAUUUAUGUAACCGUAGACAAUUUUGUGCAUUUUGACAAUAGAGUUUUGAUGUGUUAUGAAGUGGAUGAUGUUCGUAAUCAUGCAACAGAAGAACUGAUUUUCUUCCAGUAGCUAUAGACACACACAAGACAUUGGAUUCCUUGAUAAGGGUGAGGUUUUUGGCAAUUUGUCUAUGAAAAAAAAAAAAAAAAAUGCCAGUGGUACUGAUAGUAACUGACUCUUGAUAUACUUCAGCAGAAAUUUCAGAUAAAUUGAAGGGUUUCUGAACAGUGGAUGAAUUGAGUGUUAAUAGUCAUUUAAUGAACUGGGGCAUUAUAAAAUUCUAGUUCUUCACAAACUGAUGACUGGCGAGAUUUAGAAUUACAAGAUGUGUCUUUCUUUCUUUUUCAUUUAAAGUUAGACUUGGUGGCUGUGGAUUAAGUUAACAGAAUAAUUUAAUAAUAAUGAUUUAAUUUAAAGUAUGUUACUGCGUGGGUUUUGCUGUGUAUAUGGUACUUUUUAAGCUGAUGUUUUAUACAGUUAUUCAAAUGGCUAACGUGACAUUUGUUUGAACUUUACUAUGUGCAUAAAAUUAUUGCAAUUACAGUGCAAUAUGACAGAUCGAAAUGAACUAUAAAGUGCUUAUAUUUUAAUCUACGACACAAGUCAUGCCUAUAAGACUGGAUGCAGUUAUGUGAAGUUUCUUGGUGAAACUCAUUAGCCCACAAGAUAUUUUUUAUCAUGAAAUGUAUGGCAGUUAUGUCAUGAAGGUUCUGUGGCCUGUGUCUUAGUAUAAAAGUGAAAACUCCCUAACUUAUGAAUUCUGAUAGGGUUUGUUCAGAAGUUAAAAAAUUGAUGAGUAUUACUAGAUGGGUAUUUCUACAAUGAUGAGUUGUUUCACUCCCAAACAAUAGGGGGUUGAUAAAAAAAAAAAAAAAAAAAGGGAAAGGACUUUCAAAUGUAUAUGAUUAUGUACAGUAUAGUAAAAAGAUAGUGGUUGGAUAUGUUCAUUUGUAGACAAUUUUCGUAUCCAUUGUGAAGAAUGGCCUCUUCGUCCAACCCUUAAGGACCAUUUUAUAUACCCAUGUGGUUAGUCAAUAAUUAUGUGAAGAUGUAAAUUUUUAAGCAUAUAUUUUUGUACAUCUUUCACAUACUGUACUUCCCCAGGCAAAUCUUGUCAAUAAAUAUGUGAUUUUAUUGUUCAAA